AUGGGAUUUCCAACAACAAUUGAACGAAGUCCUGUUGGUGAGAGCAACACGAUCAUUGGUGUCAUUGACAGUGGAAUAUGGCCAGAGUCGGAGAGCUUCAGUGAUGAAGGCCUCGGACCAAUUCCCGAAAAGUGGAAAGGGGAGUGUCGCGGUGGCACAGAUUUCACUUGCAACAGGAAGAUAAUUGGAGCUCGUUCAUAUAUCAUGGGAGAUUCGGUUAGGGACACGAAAGGGCAUGGAACUCAUGUAUCUUCUAUAGUAGCCGGGAACCAAGUGUAUGAAGCAAGCUAUUACGGUAUAGCAGAAGGAAUUGCUAGAGGGGGAGUUCCUUCUGCAAGGCUUGCUGUCUACAAAGUUUGUGACGAGGUCUCCUGUGAGGUUAGAGAUAUAAUGAAGGCCUUUGACGAUGCGAUUUCUGAUGGGGUCGAUAUUAUAUCAAUUUCAAUCGGUCAAGAUGUUCCAACCCGCAUUACCUCUGACCCGAUCGCAAUUGGUGCUUUCCAUGCGAUACAGAAAGGCAUACUAACAGUUCAAGCUGCCGGGAAUGCUGGUCCUAGGUUGUUUUCCGUAACAGGAGUUGCUCCAUGGAUCUUUUCUGUUGCUGCAAGCAAUACAGAUAGAAGAAUUAUUAAUAAACUUCUUCUAGGGGAUGGUUCAAUUCUAGAGGGUGCCUCUAUAAACGCUUUCCCUUCCAGUCAAGAAGAAGUGCCUCUUGUUUAUGGAAGACAAGUGACAAGCACGUGUUCAGAAAAUGAAGCAAGGUACUGUCUUCCACGGUGCAUAGACAAUAGUCUCGUUGAGCAAAAAGUGGUUAUGUGUGAUAAAAACAACCACGUAGAUUCACUAAAAGUAGCUGGAGCCAUUGGUUGUAUCAUCCCAAAUAACGAAAAUAAUUUCUCUGAUAUCGGACCAUUACCCAUUGGUGCUCUAAAUAAAAAUGACAUGAACUUGGUCAAAACCUACCAAAACAAUACCAAAAAACCUAAAGUUCGAAUUUCCAAAAGCGAAGCUAUUAACAAUCCAGCUUCUCCUCUUGUUGCCUCAUUUUCUUCACGAGGGCCAAGCAAAUUUAUAUAUGAUAUUAUAAAGCCUGAUGUAACGGCCCCUGGUGUGGAAAUUCUGGCGGCGUUUUCACCAAUGGCUUCACCAUCGGAUUCCUUUAUCGACAAAAGCUCUGUCAACUACACCAUCCGAUCAGGGACAUCCAUGGCUUGCCUACAUGUUGCUGCUGCUGCUGCUUUUGUUAUGUCUUUUCACCCAAAUUGGUCACCAUCAGCAGUCAAAUCUGCACUCAUGACCACGGCAUGGGAAAUGGAUCCUAUCCAGAACUUAGAUGCUGAAUUUGCAUAUGGGUCUGGACAUAUAGAUCCGCAAAAGGCUAAAGAUCCAGGGCUUGUGUAUGACAUCUCUGAAGAAGACUAUCAAAUGAUAUGGUGCAACAUAGCUCAUAGCGUAAAUGCUAGUUGUCGUGCCAAUUUUCCGCUUACACAGCUAAAUUACCCUUCAAUGGUGGCACGAGUUGAUGUGAAAUCUGCAUUUGUGUUGUCGUUUCCUAGAACGGUGACCAAUGUGGGUGAUGCUAAUUCGAAGUAUGUUGCAUCCAUACAAGGAGACUCAAAACUCAACAUCCGUGUAGAUCCCAACAUUCUACAAUUCACUUCAUUAAACCAAACAAUGUUUUUCGUGGUGACUGUUGAAGGAAAAGGCAUCAAGUCACCACUAACAAUAAAGAGUGGGUCUUUGUUAUGGACCAGUGAUAAGCACAAAGUCCGCAGUCCAGUUGUGGUGUAUACCGGGAGCGCUACAACUAGCAGUGGAGGCGUGUCAACACCAUCAACAUUUUGUAAAACCUACGUUAUUCUUUUUGUUUGCAUUAUUAUAGCCCAUUGUAUUUAG
Messenger RNA from Lactuca virosa, 1896 nucleotides. NCBI's taxonomy places the organism in Eukaryota, Viridiplantae, Streptophyta, Magnoliopsida, Asterales, Asteraceae. The record is from the annotation of a GenBank genome assembly.